Molecule: messenger RNA, 289 nt
Organism: Onychostruthus taczanowskii (white-rumped snowfinch)
Lineage: Eukaryota; Metazoa; Chordata; Aves; Passeriformes; Passeridae
Product: low-density lipoprotein receptor-like
Exons: 2
Molecular function (GO): calcium ion binding
Source: RefSeq, a predicted model, not a curated record
GAGUGAACGAGUGCCUGCAGGGGGCCGGGGGCUGCUCCCACUCCUGCCGGGACCUCCCCGUGGGCUUCGAGUGCCGCUGCCCCCCCGGGCUGGGGCUGGGCCCCGACAACCGCACCUGCCACGGCCCCCCCGGGACCCUCCUGGUGGGGACCCGGCACCAGCUCCUGGCCCUGGGGGGUCCCGAACCCCAAAUCCUGCGGGGGUCCCUGAAGCACGCGGCCGCGCUGGAGGCGGACAUUGAGGGGGGGUCCCUGUUCUGGGGGGACCCCAGCGAGGGCAGGAUCUACAG